AUCGGUUGUCGCACACGUCUUCACGGAGGGGACUGGCGCAGAACCUUGUCAUUCUGACCCGGGGAGCCCUGCCUGAGAGCCUCUGGCAGAAAUGUCUAAUGCAAAAGAAAGAAAACAUGCUAAGAAAAUGAGAAACCAGCCCACCAACGUGACUUUGUCCUCUGGCUUCAUGGCUGAUAGAGGCACAAAGCACUAUAAUGGAGGUGGGAAAUCUUUCCAAGCUCAAAAACAAGAGCUUCUUUCUGGAACUCCACGACAGCGGCAUACCAAAAUGAUCCACCAUUCCCCAGCGGAUCCUGAUGUGAAUGAACAGUCUUCCUCCAAAAUGAUGUUUAAAAAAAAGGGAGGAUGGAAAGCAGGCCCUGAGGGGACUUCUCAGGAGAUUCCCAAGUAUAUAACGGCUUCUACUUUCGCUCAAGCCCGAGCUGCUGAAAUCAGUGCUAUGUUGAAAGCAGUGACCCAGAAGUCUUCUAAUUCACUGGUUUUCCAGACGCUGCCCCGGCACAUGAGGCGGAGAGCCAUGAGCCACAAUGUCAAACGCCUUCCCAGGCGGUUGCAGGAGAUCGCCCAGAAAGAGGCGGAGAAAGCAGUGCAUCAGAAAAAAGAACAUUCAAAAAACAAGUGCCAUAAGGCUCGAAGAUGUCACAAAAACCGCGUGCUAGAAUUUAACCGUAGACAGAAGAAGAACAUCUGGCUAGAGACUCACAUCUGGCACGCCAAGCGGUUCCACAUGGUCAAGAAGUGGGGCUACUGUCUCGGGGAGAGGCCCACCGUCAAGAGCCACAGAGCCUGCUACCGGGCCAUGACUCACCGCUGUCUCCUGCAGGAUUUAUCCUACUACUGUUGUUUGGAGCUGAAGGGCAAAGAGGAAGAAAUACUGAAGGCACUUUCUCCAAUGUGUAGCAUUGAUGCAGGACUGACUUUUGCAGCAGUUCACUGCUUGUCUGGAAAACGCCAAGGUAGCGUCACGCUUUACCGGGCAAAUAAAUACCCUCGAGAAGUGCUGGGGCCUGUUACGUUCAUUUGGAGGCCUGAGUGGACCCCCGGGCACACUUCGGAGAGCAGGCAGUUAUGGAUUUGGCUUCACCCAACUCUGAAACAGGAUAUUUUAGAGGAAAUAAAAGCAGCGUGCCAGUGUAUGGAGCCCAUCAAAUCAACUAUCUGCACCCCUGAGCCCCUGCUGACUGCAUCCCAAGAAAAAAGCCAGACGGAACUGCCUGAUGAGAAAAUUGGCAAGAAAAGGAAACGGAAAGAUGAUGGAAAAAGUGCUAACCCAGUUAAAAAAGUCAUCGGUGACGGAACUAGAGAUGCGUGUCAGCCAUAUUCUUGGAUCUCUCCAGCCACGGGCAUUACCAUCAGUGACUUGACGAUGGAGAUGAACAGGCUGCGGCUGAUCGGCCCGCUUUCCCACGCGAUCCUGACCGACGCCCUCCAAGCUGCUGCUGUCCACACCGAGGGAGAGGACACAGAGAAGACACCUCACCGUUGGUGGACUGAAACCUGUAAGAAUCCUGAUAGCGUUUCCCUUCAUCACAGACAAGAAGCCAUUUUUGAGUUGUUGGGAGGAAUAGCAUCACCAGCAGAAAUUCCAGCCGGUACUAUUUUGGGACUGACAGUUGGGGAUCCUCGAAUAAAUUUGCCUCAAAAGAGGUCCAAAGUUUUGCCCAAUCCAGAAAAAUGCCAAGAUAAUGAGAAAGUUAGACAGCUGCUUCUGGAGGGUGUGCCUGCGGACUGUGCGCAUAGCUUUCUUUGGAACCAAGCUCUCUGUAAGAAUGUCACAGAGAAUAAAAUCUCGGAUCAGGAUUUAAACCGGAAGAGAAGUGAAUUGCUGGUGCCCGGGUCACAGCUUGUUUUAGGGCCCCAUGAAUCCAAGAUCCCUAUACUUUUGAUCCAGCAGCCGGGAAGGGUGACUGGUGAUGACCGCCGAGGCUGGGGAAGUGGCUGGGAUGUCCUGCUCCCGAAGGGCUGGGGCAUGGCUUUCUGGAUUCCGUUUAUCUAUCGCGGCGCAAGAGUUGGUGGGUUAAAGGAGGCUGGGGUGCAUGCUCAGUAUAAAAGAUCGCCUGGCAUCCCCGGUGAUUUCCCAGACUGCCCCGCUGGGGCUCUUUUUGCCGAAGAGCAAGCCAAGAAUCUCCUUGAAAAGUAUGAGAGGCGCCCUCCUGCAAAACGGCCCAACUACGUUAAGCUUGGCACUCUGGCACCUUUCUGCUAUCCGUGGGAGCAGUUAACGCAAGAGUGGGAAUCAAGAGUCCAGGACCAAGAGGAAUCAUCUGUGGCUUCCCCUCCAAGUGGCGAGGAGAGGGGCUUGAGAAGAGAGAAGGAGCCUUGUGCCCCCACACCUCCGAAAACUGAUCAGCCAUCUGAGGAAGCGGGCACAUCUCUGCGGAGCCCCUGUGAGCCCGGAGAAGUUAUGGACACAGCAUGUCCAGCCCAGACGGGGACUGAGUGGGUAAGGGGCCUGGAUGCCACCAGCAGUCUCCUCUGUGUUCUUAGGAGUAGGAAAUCCCUGAAGCAGCUGUCAGCCUGGUGUGGGCCCGGUGCUGGACCCCGCCGGGCAGCCCAGCGAGCUCCCGGCAGCAGGCAGCAGGCGUUGACCAGGGAGGCCUGCCUGGCCAUGUUGGACCGCUUCCCCAGGGCCCUGGUGUGGGUCAGCCUGUCCCUGCUGGGGAAGGGCAGCCCCGAGCCGCACACCAUGAUCUGUGUCCCAGCCAGGGAGGACCUCCUCCGGCUCAGGCAGGAUCGGCUCUACUGCGGGCCCCAGGAAUCCAAGCACAGCGACCCAUUCAAGAGCAAGAUCCGGAAACAGAGAGAGCAGAAGAAAAUCGACAAGAGGCACAACCGAGGGUGCACGGUGUCUGAGGGUCUGGCAGGGGGGCACCCUGCGGCCGGGCCCCACGCUCUGACCCUGGGCUUGUGGUCAGGCCCUCUCCCGGGUGUGACUUCUCAUUGCUCCAGAGUCCUCCUCGGCUUUGUCACGCAGGGAGAUUUCUCCAUGGCCGUGGGCUGCGGAGAAGCCCUGGGGUUUGUUAGCCUGACGGGCCUGCUGGAUAUGCUGUCCGGCCAGCCCGCCGCGGAGAGGGGCCUGGUGUUACUGAGGGCCCCUGCCUCCUUGCAGUAUCGGUUUGCGAGCAUUGCUGUGGAGGUGUGAGUGCUGGUUUACGGCCUCGCAGGCGUAGGUAAUAACUGUGUUCGCCGAGUCCCACCACUGGCGGGACUCGGUCUCUUCCGCCACCUCCUGUUUUGACAUACCACGUGAAAUGCCUUGGAGACAAGAAUAAAAGAAUUCUGUAUUGUGUG
Molecule: messenger RNA, 3294 nt
Organism: Suricata suricatta (meerkat)
Lineage: Eukaryota; Metazoa; Chordata; Mammalia; Carnivora; Herpestidae
Gene: POP1
Product: POP1 homolog, ribonuclease P/MRP subunit
Exons: 16
Coding region: 92-3145 (1017 amino acids)
Biological process (GO): tRNA 5'-leader removal
Cellular component (GO): nucleolar ribonuclease P complex; ribonuclease MRP complex
Source: RefSeq, a predicted model, not a curated record